AUGCAUCGACGAUGGCUAUCAUUACCAUUACUUUCCAGCUGUGUGUCUGCAUUUUAUCCCUAUAACAGCGGUGAUGGUGGAGACGGGAAAAGCAAGAGAUUUAUACCUAUGGACCUUGACCCUCCGCCCUCGGAGGACUCGGGAAGAAUAACACUCGACAUCAAGAAGGUCAAUACCAAGCGAGACAAUAAAUUUUCUGUUGUCAUGUCCUCAAAGCCAACAAUGCCCAAUGCUGCGGCAAUCAACCAGGACGGUUCAGAUUAUACCUACUUCUCCACCAUGAAAUUUGGUUCAAAGGGUCAAGAGAUGUACAUGUUGAUCGACAGCGGAUCAGCCAACACUUGGGUCAUGGGUUCAGACUGCGAUUCCAACGCCUGUCAAAUUCAUAGUACCUUCGGCAGUGAAGACUCCGAUACCUUGGAAACUACCACGCAAACCUGGAGUAUGAGUUAUGGAACUGGCGAGGUGCAGGGAAUUGUGGCCAAAGAUACAGUCAGUCUGGCGAAUUACACCGUGGAGAUGGGGUUUGGCCUCGCCUCUUCUGCGUCAGAUGACUUCAACAACUAUGCCAUGGACGGCAUUUUAGGCCUUGGACGACCAAGCUCCAAUUCACUUGGGACGCCGACCAUCAUGGAGGUGUUGGAUGAACAAGCCAAUGUGUCAGACAACGUUGUCGGCAUUCAUCUUCAGCGAAGCUCGGAUGGGGCCAAGGACGGUCAAAUAACGUUGGGCGGCGUGGAUUCGUCUAAAUUCAACGGCAAGCUGGGAUACUCCAGGACCGUCAACGACCAAAACUGGGAAAUCGCGGCCCAAGAUGCUGGUGUGGAUGGAAAAGCAGUCGGUUUCAAUGGCAAGACCGCCAUCAUCGACAGCGGCACGUCCUAUAUCUUGAUGCCACCAUCGGACGCUCAGGCUCUGCAUGACCUGAUUCCUGGCAGCUCUCAUAACGGCGAGGUCUACAUUGUCCCUUGCUCAUCCGACUCGAACGUCUACUUCGCCUUCUCUGGGGUUAAGUACCCGGUUUCCCCCAAAGACUAUGUAGGAAGACAAAGUGGAGACGGAUGCCAGAGCAACAUCAUUGGACACCAAGCGUUCGGACCCAAUGAAUGGAUAUUGGGGGAUGUUUUUCUGAAAAACGUAUACACCGUAUUUGACUUCGACAACAACAGGAUAGGUUUUGGGACCGAGUCAGCAGCCGACGGGGGGGGCGCAUCAUCCACCACGACCUCUCCAUCCUCAUCCAGCGCACCCGCAUCUAGCAAGAUGCCUACAGCCUCCAAUACGGCGGCUUCGAGGCCAUCGACAGCCGUGACUAUGUCGACAGUCGGGAGUAGCUCAACGGAGUCAGCCAGUGCGACAACAACGACUUCGGCUGGAGCAGAUGACAGCAGUCCAUUCGGGCAGUCGAGCACCUCCGCAGCACCUGAAACGACAUUAAAUAUGGUCUCGGUAUUAUUCCUAGCACUUUUGGUCGGGCUCAAAUUGUAA
Molecule: messenger RNA, 1488 nt
Organism: Rhinocladiella mackenziei CBS 650.93
Lineage: Eukaryota; Fungi; Ascomycota; Eurotiomycetes; Chaetothyriales; Herpotrichiellaceae
Exons: 2
Coding region: 1-1488 (495 amino acids)
Biological process (GO): proteolysis
Molecular function (GO): aspartic-type endopeptidase activity
Source: RefSeq, a predicted model, not a curated record